CGCCGGUUGACUCAGUCAUUCCAUCAUAAGCUACGACAACGUUUGGAUCGAUUAAAUUUGCGCGUUCGGUAGUGUUAAAAACAUAGAAAUUUGUUUCUUCAACGUUGUUCUCUUACUUCCGGGUAAAAUGGAUACGAGGAUCUUGAUAUUGCUAUUGUUUGUCAGCGUUGCGGGAUCAUUCGCGGAGUUACGAUCCCCUCUCUUCAGAGUGCGUAGAAACGGAUUGCACGAAGAUAGACCACGCGAGAUGGAUUUCAAUGGACUAUCGAGGAUGAAACGAGAAUCCAGCAGUACUACCAAAAGUACAACUAUACCUACGUCUACUUUGAAUCCUACCAGUGCGACUCUGCCCAACAAAAAUUCUCAAAGUACUUCCACAAAAAAGCCAGAUCCUACAAUGCCUAGUCUAGAUUUUACAACGACUGAUUCAGAUCCUACGACACCUAGACCAGAUUCUACAACGUCUAAUUCAGAUCCUACAUCUUCUAGUGCAGAUUCUACAACGCCUAAUUCAGAUCCUACAACGGCCAAUUCAGACCCUACAACGGCCAAUUCAGACCCUACAACGGCCAAUUCAGACCCUACAACGGCCAAUUCAGACCCUACAACGGCCAAUUCAGACCCUACAACGCCUAAUUCAGAUCCUACAAAUUCCACGCCUGAUUCAAGUUCAAAUACGAGUAAGACUCCCGAACCAAGUCCAACGUCUGCUAAACCGACCACUCGACCGAAUCGAAGAUCAACGCGCGAACCACAAGCCACAACUCCCAGUCCAACUGCCAAAUCUACUACGCCUAAGACUAAUUCGGAAACUACAACCUCUAGUCCAACUACCAAACCUACGACACCUAACUCAGAAGCCCCAACUUCUAGUCCAAAUCCGAGAUCCACGCCUACAACUGAAGCCAUGACUUCUUCUCCGACUCCUAAGACCACCACACCUACAUCGGAGACUCCAACUUCUAGUCCAAAUCCCGAAUCCACGCCUAAACCCGAAACAGCGACUUCUUCUCCGACUUCUGAGACUACCACGCCUAAAUCAGAGACUCCAACUUCUCGUCCAAAUCCCGAACCCACGCCUAAACCCGAAGCAGCGACAUCUUCUCCGACUCCCAAGCCUACCACACCUAAAUCAGAGACUCCAACUUCUAGUCCAAAUAGCGAAUCCACGCCUAAACCCGAAACAGCGACUUCUUCUUCGACUCCCAAGCCUACCACACCUAAAUCAGAGACUCCAACUUCUAGUCCAAAUAGCGAAUCCACGGAUCCUAAGUCGAAGCCCAUGUCGUCUAGUCCAGCUGGCAAAUCUACGACGCUGAAACCAAAAUCUGAGACCACGACCGCGCCUACAACAAAACAACCAUCCGAUUCUGGAAAAGUAACUGAUCCAACAUCGACGAUCGCCACCCCUGUGAUAGGUUCACGUUUUAAUCCAGACGACGAAAUUCAAAUGCCUAAUAAAAAGCCUGAAUCAAACCAAGCGACAAACCCAGCUCCAAACGAAGGAUCAAAUACAGGAACUUUCAUGUAUCCUGGAUUCCCAACUUUCCAGUUCCCUCCGUUCUUCAUGCCUUCGUUCACUCCCGACUUUUCGGUCCCGACUUACAAUCCUUACAACCCUUACUUUACACCCGAUACUGGUAAUAAUAAUGCAUGGGCUGCACCUAAUGGCGGAGCUGGACCUGCGGCAUCUUUCGCUUCUGCUAGUGCAUCGGCUGGAGCUUCUGCUGAUAGCACAAAUUUAAACGCAUCGCCGUUAGGUUAUCAAGGAGGAUACCCUGACAACCUGAACAUGGUCAACACACCUUUGGUCAUCGAACCGAACACUGGCAACGUGCCGAACAUGCUUAACACAGGGGCAUAUGGUAGCUACGGAGGAGGCGCACCAUACUUCGACACUGGAUUUGCUUUCCCUGAUUUUCAGAAACAAAUGGAGGAAAAUUUCAGACAAUUGCAAGCUGAAAUCCAAAAGCAACAACAAUCGAUCUUUGAAGCAACUAAUCGCAUAGCCACCGACGGAGCUAAUGGCUUACCUGGAACACAUACCGCUGUUUCUGGCAUUCAUUUGGGACCAGAUGGCGGUUAUCAAGCUGGUGCGAUUAAUCCAGUUGCACCGGGAAUAGAAUCUAGAUUCGCCGAUGAACUCCCUCCACCGUCUAGCAAUAAUUACGGAGUGUUUUCCAGUUCUAGCUCUCACACCUUGGUUGGUCCGGAUGGAAAAACGAUCUCUCGCAAAUCUUCGACAACAGGUGUAAAUGAUAAUGGAAAAAUUACUUACCGAACAGUCCAGGAGUAAAAUGUACGUCCUCGGUUGGAUUUACAUUAUCAUUGAUCUUCAAUGGAACGCGUUAAUACCACGAUAAAACACAAUUGUUUUCUUUUACCCUUUUAAAUCCAACAUUCUCUGUAACUCAGGAUUAUAGAUAAUAUUUUUAAUCGUUUACUUACCAAAUAUACAUAAAUGGCUGGCGUAAAAA
Molecule: messenger RNA, 2477 nt
Organism: Bombus pascuorum
Lineage: Eukaryota; Metazoa; Arthropoda; Insecta; Hymenoptera; Apidae
Product: mucin-2-like
Exons: 6
Coding region: 128-2296 (722 amino acids)
Source: RefSeq, a predicted model, not a curated record